This is a messenger RNA of Ceratotherium simum simum (southern white rhinoceros), 798 nucleotides long. It is a transcript of the gene MRPS25, whose product is annotated as mitochondrial ribosomal protein S25. The record is from RefSeq and is a predicted model, not a curated record. Gene Ontology annotation, cellular component: mitochondrion. Lineage: Eukaryota; Metazoa; Chordata; Mammalia; Perissodactyla; Rhinocerotidae. Gene Ontology annotation, molecular function: structural constituent of ribosome.
GCGGCGGCUGCUCUGGUCUUUGUUUGGUGGUUGGCCCGCGGUCCUGCCCGCCCCCGCUGCCGCCAUGCCCAUGAAGGGCCGCUUCCCUAUCCGCCGCACCCUGCAGUACCUGGGCCAGGGGGACGUGGUGUUCAAGGACUCAGUGAAGGUCAUGACGGUGAACUACAACACACACGGAGAGCUGGGCGAGGGUGCCAGGAAAUUUGUGUUUUUCAACAUACCCCAGAUUCAGUACAAAAACCCUUGGCUGCAGAUCAUGAUGUUCAGGAACAUGACACCCUCACCCUUUCUGCGAUUCUAUCUAGAUUCUGGGGAGCAGGUCCUCGUGGAUGUGGAGACCAAGAGCAAUAAGGAGAUCAUGGAGCACAUCAAAAAAAUCUUGGGGAAGAAUGAAGAAACCCUCAAGAAAGAGGAGCAGGAGAAAAAACAGCUUUCUCACCCAGCCCACUUUGGCCCCCGGAAGUACUGCCUGCGGGAGUGCAUUUGUGAGGUGGAAGGGCAGGUGCCCUGCCCGGGCCUGGUGCCCUUACCCAAGGAGAUGACGGGAAAGUACAAAGCAGCUCUCAACACCGGUGCCCAGGACUGAGGCCUCAGGCCACUAUAGGCUGGGGCUACCUUGGCCACAGGGAAGCCCUGGUCUUGUCCCUAGAGAGACUCUGAAAAUCUCUUUGCAAUAAAAAGGUCCCCUUCACACACCUGUGUGAAAGCAUGUGGGGGGAGGGGAAGGAGUAUCUGCAGUUGAGCUGCUGAAUGAAUAUCCUUCCUCCAGCAGGUCAAUAAAAUGCUUCUCAGUCUCCA